CGAGUAUGUUAUGUGUGGAACAUUUAUCCACGAACACAUUCAUUUAACGGCAUGAUGGCUUGCAAGAACUUCCGCUUUGACUUUCUGAGCUCCUUGAAGUACCUAUGUGACUGCGACGUUCGUUUUAAAAAUGAACUUUCAUACUUUUUGCAAGUUGAGAGCUGGUCUUCUGAUGACAAGCAGCUACUAUUGCAGAAGUUGGCUGAGGUGUUUCUAAUCCAGGAUUUGACUCCCUUUCUGGUAAAACACUGCAAACCAAUACUGCUGGAAAUUCUGGAACGUUGUGCUCAAAACCUUCAGCAAGAAUCUUAUAGGAACGGUUCUCGUGUAGAAAGAUUUUGUUACACUCUUAGUGAGCUGUUAACACUGUCUCAUUUGAAAGACUUCGUUUACAGAUUUAUUAAAACCUGCAGUUUGUUUUCAAUAAUUUCGGAUGAGGAGCAGGUUAACGAGCAAGAAAUAGAGAGAAUUUUAUGUGUAUUGAAGACUUGCUACAAUCUACUUAGUUAUGAUUUUGAAACAUUUCACAGAAUCUGGGAAUGGAGUCCUAUUUUUAAAUUUCUGCAACAUAGUCAUCCUGGAGUGAGAUGGUAUGCUUUACAUAUUAUUUCAAUUUUAACAGGUAUAUCAGAACAAAUUAAGAUUGGUCUGCUGAAUAAACUUUUUACAAUUUCAGAGAGAACCUCAUUUUUAACACAAGAGUUUACACGUAAGUUGCUUAGUCAUGUAAGAGAUUGUAGAGAUAUAAAUGAUCAUCAGAAAUUAACUUCAGAUUCUAUGGAUGUCAGUGGUGAUAACAUCAAUGGAGCAUCUAUCAAUAAGGAAGAUUUGAUUGGCCAAUAUACAACCCUUUGUGGGGUUAUGCUGCCAUGCCUACCUGGAACAUUGAAUCUUGUGGACCAUUCAUUUGUCAUGGUACCAUCAACAGUAUAUAAUCUUCAUUUACUAGUACUAUCGGUAGCCACAGGAAAUGGUGUAUUAUUAGAAGGACCUAUAGGCUGUGGGAAAACAGCCCUGGUUGAAUUUGUGGCCAGAGCAACAGGGAGAACACGCCCACCAGAAUUUAUGAAGAUUCAACUUGGAGAUCAGACAGACAGCAAGUCUUUGCUAGGUACAUAUGUGUGCACAGACACACCAGGAGAAUUUGUAUGGCGGGCUGGGCCACUGCUACAGGCUGUACAAGCUGGGUAUUGGAUUCUCUUGGAGGAUAUUGACCUGGCUCCUAUGGAUGUGAUCUCAGUGUUAAUACCAUUGCUGGAAUCUCGUACACUGUCCGUGCCAGCACAUGGUAAUGUUGUGAAGGCAUCACCAGGGUUUCAGCUAUUUGCCACUCAGAGGUCAUACAGUGGUCAUUGUGGAUUCAGUUAUCAUGUUGCUAGUGCUAAUUCUGCCAUCUUGGAAAAGCUAUGGACAAGAGUUCAGAUUGAACCCUUUUCCAAGGAAGAACUAACAGAGGUGGUUGUCCAGAAGUACCCAGACGUAGAAAAUAUUGCAACAAAGCUGGUGGAUAUCUACUGCAUGUUAUCUGCAGAUCCUUGCCUUGUCUCCAGUGAAGACACAGCAAAGUGCUCCCUUCCUUACGAUAAGCGGCAAAGCUCUAGUAGAGAUUUAAUGAAGUGGUGUAGUAGAAUAGCUGUAACAGCUUGUGGUGCACCUACGUUGCUUGAUUCGAAAGAGGUUUUCCUUGAAGCUCAUGACUGUUUCAGUGCUCCUUUACCAAAAACUUAUGAUCAAAAUUUGAUUGAUUUAGCAGUUGGUGCCAAGUUAGGCUUGACCAAAGAAAAGAUUGAAUUUUUCUUCAUGAAUUACAAACCAAAUGUUCAUACCUCUCCACUGUCAAUGACAGUUGGUAGGGUCACACUGAAAAAGAAAGUUCAUGAAAGCCUGGGAAUUUCUUUUGGUCAAAAUAACCUUUCAAAAUUUGCUCAUACAAGACAUUCUUUAGUUUUGCUUGAGAAAGUUGCAGCUUGUAUCAGAAACAGUGAACCUAUUUUACUGGUUGGGGAGACAGGAACUGGGAAAACAUCAACAGUACAGUACUUAGCAACACAGUGUGCAGUCAGUUUAAAAGUUGUAAAUAUGAGCCAGCAAAGUGACAGCUCAGAUCUACUUGGUGGUUACAAACCUGUGGAGAUGAAACAGAUUGUGGCUCCUGUGAGGGAAAAGUUUGAAAUGUUGUUUUGCAAGACGUUCUCAAGGAAACAAAAUGUGAAGUUCUUGAGUCAUAUACAGAGAUGCUUUGCUCAAGGACAGUGGGAGAUCCUGUUUAAGUUAAUGAUUCAUAGUCAAAAAAAUGCCACAGAAAGAGUAAAGAAAGAUAAACAAAUGGAGAAGCUUUUGGUUAAGUGGCAAGGUCUGAUUCAGGACAUCCAACAGCUCCAAAAACAGCAGAAAAAUGCAGAGAGUGCAUUGGCGUUUAGAUUUGUGGAAGGAACACUUGUGCAGGCUUUACAAAAUGGUGACUGGGUUUUACUGGAUGAGAUCAAUUUGGCCACACCCGAGACACUGGAAUGUCUUUGUGGUUUGUUGGAGAGUUCAUCUGGAUCAGUGGUGCUAAUGGAAAGAGGGGAUGUUACUCCUACUGUGAGACAUGAAGACUUUCGCCUGUUUGCCUGCAUGAAUCCAGCUACUGAUGUGGGAAAGAAAGAUCUGCCUCCAGGAAUUAGGAACAGGUUCACAGAAAUCUUUGUCAGAGAAUUAGAGAGUACAGCAGACCUGAAAACCCUGGUUGUGGAUUACUUGCAAGGAUUGUCACCCAAUUCAGCCAUUGUGGAUGGAAUUGUUAGAUUUUACCUCACAGUCAAGCAUGAAGCAGAAGAAAAGCUGACUGACGGCACAGGACACAAGCCUCAUUACAGUUUGCGGACUCUGUGCCGUGCUUUGAGAUAUGCAGCUAUAAAUCCCCAUCAGAAUGUUCUGAGGUCUAUCUAUGAGGGAUUUUGUUUGAGUUUUUUGACACAACUGGAUCGUUCAUCACACCCCUCUGUCCAGUCUCUCAUUGAGCAUCACAUCCUGGGCCAUGUUAAUGCUGCCAGUAUGUUAAAGCAGCCCUUGCCUAAGCCACAAGAUUCUGGACACUACUGUAAUUUUGAAGGAUUUUGGAUUGCUUUAGGAAGCAAAGAACCUGUGAUGUCAAAUGAGUAUGUCUUAACAGCUUCAGUGAAGGCUAACUUGAAGGAUCUUGCCAGGGUUGUAUCUGCCAGGAAGCUUCCAGUUUUAAUUCAGGGAGAAACCUCAGUGGGUAAAACCAGUUUGAUUCAGUGGCUGGCUAAGGCAUCUGGGAACCAUUGUGUUAGAAUUAAUAAUCAUGAACACACUGAUAUCCAAGAAUAUCUCGGUUGUUACACUUCAGAUGAGAAUGGCAAAUUGGUUUUUAAAGAAGGUGUUUUAGUUGAUGCCAUGAGAAAGGGCCACUGGAUCAUUUUGGAUGAGCUCAAUCUAGCCCCUUCAGAUGUCUUAGAGGCCCUUAAUAGGCUGUUAGAUGAUAACAGAGAGCUGUUUAUUCCAGAAACACAAGAAACAGUUGUAGCUCAUCCAAUGUUUAUGCUCUUUGCUACACAAAAUCCUCCUGGACUUUAUGGUGGAAGAAAGGUGUUAUCAAGAGCUUUUCGAAAUCGCUUCGUAGAACUUCAUUUUGAUGAGCUUCCCAGCCAGGAACUUGAGGUUAUUCUUCACCAGCGCUGUAGAUUACCACUGUCUUAUGCUAAGAAACUGGUGUCAAUAAUGCUUGCCUUACAAGCACGGCGUAGGAGUACCAAUGUAUUUGCUGGUAAACAAGGCUUUAUCACCCUACGAGAUUUGUUUCGCUGGGCAGAGAGGUACAGCAAGACUCCUGAUGUAGAAGGAAGUGGCUUUUAUGACUGGGAUCAGCACAUUGCAGAGGAUGGUUACAUGCUACUUGCUGGUCGAUGCAGAAAUCCCUCAGAGUGCGAAGUCAUCCAGGAAGUUAUUGAAAAGCAAAUGAAGCGAAGUUUUGAUCCAGAUUCUUUGUUUGGAUAUCCUUCUUUGCAAAAGCAUUCUCACAGGGUCUCAAGUCUCAUGGAAGAAGUCACAACAGCACCAUUGGAGGGAUUCAAACACAUUGUCUGGACUUACAGUAUGCGUAGGCUUGCUGUCUUGGCUGGAAGAGCCCUUAAGUUUGGAGAACCAGUUUUGCUUGUUGGAGAAACAGGCUGUGGUAAGACCACCAUUUGCCAACUGUUUGCUGCUCUGUGGAAACAGCAGUUAUUUGCUGUCAACUGUCACAUGCAUUCUGAGUCUGCUGAUUUCCUUGGAGGUCUGAGACCUGUGCGACACAGAGGCCAGGAGGAACAGGAUGAGCAAGUUACCAAGCUGUUUGAGUGGUGUGAUGGACCUCUUGUACAAGCAAUGAAACAUGGAGCAAUGUUCUUGGUAGAUGAGAUUUCUUUAGCUGAUGACUCGGUGUUGGAGAGACUCAACAGUGUGCUAGAACCUGAGAGGACUUUAGUUCUUGCUGAAAAAGGCAGUGAUGGUGGAGAUCCUGUUGGAGAAGAUGUUGCCAUGUUGGUUGCACACAAAGAUUUCAAAAUCAUAGGAACCAUGAAUCCUGGUGGAGAUUUUGGCAAGAAAGAGCUAUCUCCAGCCCUUAGGAACAGGUUCACAGAGAUUUGGUGCCCACCUUCAGAUGCCAGGGCAGACCUGGUACAGAUUAUAGAACACAACAUCAAGCCUGGAGUUGUUCUGAAAUCAGCCUGUCAAGGUAUAUCAGGAAUUGGAGAAGCUAUGGUGGACUUCAUAGAAUGGUUUCAUAGCUCAGACUUUGGAAAGAGAUUUGUAGUGAGCAUCAGAGAUCUGUUGUCUUGGGUGAAUUUUAUAAAUACAUGCAGUUUCUCAACAACUCUGAAUGGUGCAGAUGAAAAUACAGGUGACAAAGUCUUACUCUCAUCAGCCUUAGCUUAUGUCCAUGGUGCCUGCCUUGUUUUUCUGGAUGCCUUGGGUGCAGGGUCCAAUAUCUUGGUUUCAUCAUCGUUAUCAACAUCAGCCACAACUACAUCUGCAACAUCAAGUGGUGUAAAAGACGCGUACCAAGCUUGCCUUGAAUUUCUGAAGAGACAGGUGGAACAAGACGAAGAGGAAAUGCAGUGUUGUGGAUAUCCUAACAAUGCACAGAUGAAAAAUAUCAAUGAAAGACCAGAUUUUUUUGGUAUAUGGCCAUUUUAUAUACAAAGAGGACCACAACCUCUACCAGAAGAUUUUGGUAGCACCUACACCCUCAGCUCACCAACAACUUCACAAAAUGCACAGCGUAUCUUGCGUGCCCUUCAGUUACCUCGCCCCAUUUUGUUGGAAGGGUCUCCUGGAGUUGGCAAAACAAGUCUUGUCCAUGCCAUUGCUAAGGCAUCUGGCCAUGAAUUGAUUAGAAUUAACCUUUCUGAGCAAACUGAUGUGACAGACUUAUUUGGAUGUGACUUGCCUGUUGAGGGUGGGGAAGCAGGACAGUUUGUAUGGAGGGAUGGUCCACUCUUGAAGGCACUGAAAGCAGGUUCCUGGAUUGUCCUGGAUGAGCUCAAUUUAGCAUCACAGUCUGUUCUUGAGGGACUCAAUGCAUGUCUGGACCACAGAGCAGAGGUUUAUAUCCCUGAGCUGGGAAUGACUUUCAAAGUCCAACCUGACCAGACAAGACUGUUUGCCUGUCAAAAUCCUUUAAACCAGGGAGGAGGAAGAAAAGGAUUGCCAAAGUCUUUCCUUAACAGGUUCACUCAGGUUUAUGUUGAGGCACUCUCCAAAGCAGACUUACUGUUCAUCACACAAGCUCUUUAUCCACAAAUAAAUCAGGACAUCUUGGAAAAGAUGGUGACAUUCAAUCAGCAGAUUCAUGAGGAGACUGUUGUGGAAGGAAACUGGGGAAGGAAAGGUGGCCCGUGGGAACUUAACUUAAGAGAUGUGUUUAGGUGGUGUGAUUUGCUCAUAAAAUACCAGAAUUGUGGCACUUGGAACCCUGGUCAGUUUGUGCAUCUUAUUUACUGUGACAGAAUGAGGACGCUUCAAGAUAAACAGAUGGUAUUCAAGUUGUUUAAGUCCAUAUUUGAGAAUUCAAGGCAGAUUGAUAAGAUUGGUCCUGUGCAAAAAUCAUUUUACAUCACACCAGGCUAUGUUCAGGUUGGCCAUUCAUGGCUUCCAAGGUGUUCCUUAAUGAACCAGUCACCAAAUGGUGGAAGGCCCUUACAAUUGCUUCAUCGUUGUCUGCCAGCUAUGGAGUCACUCAUGACCUGUCUAGACAUGAACUGGAUGGCUGUACUGGUUGGUCCAAGAUCUUGUGGAAAGACAUCCCUAGUCCAUCUAGUUGCCCAGCUGACAGGAAAUAGACUUGAAGUGAUGGCCAUGAAUAGUGCCAUGGACACCACUGAACUUCUGGGGGGAUUUGAACAGGCUGAUCUCGACAGACAUUUGAGAGAUAUCAUGGGUGAAACCAAGCAGCUUAUCCCUACCAUAAUAAAAGAGAUUUUGAUUUGCAAUGAUCAGAUGAGUACAUGUUUGCAAGAAAUAUCGUCUCUGUAUAAGCUGUGGGUAUCCUUCUCAAGUAACAACUCUGAAGGGGAUCACACAGUUUCUGAAGAUGAAAACACUGCAAUGCUAUCUCACAAGAGACUGGAUGACUUGCAACAUCUCCUUACAAAAGUCAAGGAGAUCUGUGAUAACUAUGAAUUUGAUUCUUUGGAUGCAGUUAACAUCAUGGAAAUGGUUCAGUCCUUACAAAAGAAACUCAGAGCCAACAAGGACAGUUCUCACUGUGGUGGGCAGUUUGAAUGGGUUGAUGGACAACUUGUGGAGGCCCUCAAGUCUGGUUACUGGCUUCUGAUAGACAAUGUUAACUUUUGCAGUCCAUCUGUCCUGGACAGACUGAAUGCUCUGUUGGAACCUGGAGGUGUCUUAACCAUUGAUGAAAGAGGGGUUAUUGAUGGCCAAAUCCCCUCCAUCAAGCCACAUCCCAAUUUCAGGUUGAUUCUUGCCAUGGAUCCAAGAUAUGGUGAGAUCUCAAGAGCAAUGCGCAAUAGAGGAGUGGAAAUUUUCAUGUUGGGAGAGGAGGAUGAUGAGAAAUAUGAUGACUGUGAUUACCAAAUGAUGCUUAAUGGCCUUGGUAUUGAAGACAAAAGAAUAUGUGAUUGUCUUGUAGCUUUUCACAGAGACAAAGGAGGUUCUUUCUUGGAUAUGCUUCAUGCAGCCUCACUAACAAAGCAACUCCUUCAGGGAGGAAGUGAAGAAUUAUCUGCUGUUGCAACUUCUCUGAAUCAAGUUUACGCCAGAAAUCAAACUUCUGUGCAAAACAAACAGGAUGUCAAAGACCUUAUUGGCAAGCACACUAAAAAUUUGGAAAGUGCCGUCCAUUUUGAAUCUACUAUACUGCACUUUCCAUCGGCCCAAGAAUAUCAUGCAAACUCUGUUGUGUCAACAAUCAAACAACAGUCCUUGCCAUUGUUGCACAUUCUCCAGAAUGGCACAUCUGUGCAUCAGGUGGAGUCUGCUGUGCUGUUGUUUUUGGAAAGAGCAUCACAUUAUGAUUGGACGUCUAGGCUGGGUUAUUUGCAGUCAGUGGUGGAUGUGCUUUGUGCUAAGAAGUUAUGUUCCUGUCAUCUAGGAGAUGUUGCCUCACUCUUGAAAUCCUACCUGAAGAGUUUUGGUGUAAUUUAUAGCAGUCAACUUAUGGAUAAACUCAGAAUUGGGUUCAACGAUAUCCAGUCCACACGAUUUGAUUUCCGCAUGCUUGAACAUCUCCCUUAUGACCUAAGACAGAACACAGAUCUUCUCAAUCAUCUGAGACAGUUUCCAGUUAAUACUGCACCAUUGGAAAGGGCUUCAGGCUUGGCAAACAGGUUGUCUCUGUUAGAAGCUAAAGCCAGACAGUGUUAUUCUUUUGAAGAAAAGAUUCAUUCAUCUGGAACUUUACAGAGCGGGAAUUUGAUUCAGCUUUGCAACGCUUUUCAUGCUGGUCAGUUGCCGUUAGAAUCGCUUCCUCACCCAGUUGUGGUACAUCUGUUACCCUUCUUUAAAUUGCUGGGCUCUGUUAUGGACAGUUGUAUCCAUCAAGGAGAAACUUUCAGUGACAGCAACUACUGGAUGGUGGUAGAAGGACUUACUUGGUUGGACAGGCUGUGGACCAUGUGCGAGAAACAAACCAGACACAAUUUCUCACUCUCGUUUCUCUCCCUUCAUUGGACCUGGGUUGAACAGUACACAUUACAUUCUGUUCAAACAGCGUUUGUAAAAUUUACUGACAGAGAAUUACCAGAAGAGCUUGUUACAGUUGUUAAUCAGCUGCAAACGGUUCUAGCCACAGACAGGAGAGUGACUGAAGCCUACUUGCGAAUCCUGGUUGCCUUUGGGCAUCCUGCACCAUUUAAAUCAAGAAGUGCCUUUAUGGUCUGGGAAAAAACGCAAAGUCUUUGUGAACGGUUUGACAAUUACUGCAACAGAUCAUGGAAUCGUCGGUUUGAAGAGGAGCAGCAAAGCUGCAAAAAUGCAGAACUGAAAGGCAAGCUGGCAGAGGUUUUGAAAAUAAUGCUGGACAACACGAUGAAUUUGAGUGAAGAAGAAUAUUCACAAUGUGACUCAAUCCUUUCCAGUGUGGAAGAGACAACUAGCAGAAACCUGGAAUCUACACAAGAGAUAAUGACGUCAGAUGACAACUCCUCUGAGCCAGAUCAGGAAACAAGCGUCAAUAUAAGAAUGAAUGAUGUGGCACUAAAAAAAAUUAUGUCGCUUAUGUUUGGGGAUGUUUGUUCUUUGCAAGAAGGUCGUGUCCUAGGGUCUUUGAUGCUGGCGCUGGUAAAUCAAAUGGCUAGAGGGGCAACUUCCUUGGACAGUGGAGCCGUAAGAGAUGAGAUAGAGGCACUCACAACAUAUCAUUUGAAAAAGAGAAUUAGAGAUCCAGUAAUACAGGCGAUAUUCUGUCACUUGGGAGGUACUCUGAGCAAGGGAAACAACUUAAACUCACAUUUCUCGUCCAUCUUCCGCCUGGUGGAGUCUGAAAUACUCACAGAGUGCUUCAUGUUGGAGAGCCGUAAGCUUUGGGUGCAGAGUAACGAUUUCAAAGAAUCAAAUGUUUUCUCUGUUUUGGGCGGAGCACGAAAUCUUCUUGAUAGCGUGUCAUCACGGAAGUUAGUUGAAGAGGGACAUGGCAGCUCUCUCACUUCUUUGACAAUUCGCAACUACCACGAAAACCUCAAACACUUGGAAAUAUUAUCAUCACACUUUUGGGUCAAUGGUGACUUGCUUGAUUCCCACAAUGAAGUGGAUCGGAAUUCAAGUAUAAAGUUGUUCAUCACCAAAUGGUUUCAAGUUCUUUUAUCAGUCAAAGAAUCCCUCUUUCAAAGUAGAAAUAUGGGGAUCACUAGUGUCAUUAACAGAAUAUUACCAAGUGUCUAUGAAGAAGAUAAUCUUUUGCAUGGCAUUAACUCUGUGGUAGAUGUUUUGAAGGAAGUUGUGCAAAUUGUCGCCAAUGCUUACAAACACUGCACUGGUAACGUUAAACAAGCAGAUUCGAUGUGUAAUCUUCUGACUGCGUGUCUCGAAGGAGUUUCUCGGCUUCCAGAAGAAAAUCAGGCAGAUAACACAGACAUGUUUUGGGACUCCAUUUGCCUUGGUGACAUGUGGACUAAACUUGGCUUGGUUCAGUCAUUGAUUCUGUCUCCUGUCGGACCCGUGGAUCCUGUUGAGAAAACUAGGAUUGAACUUGAGUACGUCAAUAGCGAGAUUCAAAGAAUCGAAGAGGAGUUAAAAGUGAGAUAUUAUGCAGAGGAAAUAUGGAGAGGAGUGAAGACUUCUGUUGAUGAUUUGGAAGCUCUUGUUUGUGAUGAACACAGGAGUGAAUCACAAUUAACAUCUAAUCCAGUACGGGUGGGGCGAUUGUUAACAAAACUUAACGAUCUCAGAGUGAAAGCGGAGAACCUGAGUAAGAAUGCCGCCAUCAGACCAGACAUCUCGCAGUUUGAUGCUAUUCUUGAUGAAGUAAAACACUUCCUGCACACUGUUGGUGAGAGUAACACUGUUACGGACCUAACAAAAUCUAUGAGAGAGCUAGCAUUACAGCUUUAUGGCUCACUGAAGAAUGGUGUUAAUGGAAACGUUUUGGCCAAUUCUGUCACCUCAGCUGUUCAUAAGGCAAAAGCUUGGUAUACUUCUGUGGAAAGGGUUAUCCAAAAGCUGAGGAAGGACUAUCCACUGUACUGUGAUAUUUUAGGACCCUUUAUUGCAGGUGUAUCUCAGGUCAUGUAUGGUGUGUCCCUGAUGUCAUCAAACUUAUCAACAUUGUUUCAAUACUACUUAUUUCGGGCUCAGCUUACAGUGGGUACAAAUAUGCAGUGUAGUGGACCAGAUGUGAUAUUGUCAUUUUGUGAGUUUCCUGUGUCAAGUUCCUUGUCCUGUUUGGAUGCUGCAGUUUCUCUAAUGUCCCCUUCUGUCGAUGCUUGCAUACAAGGCUUGGUUAAAUAUCUACAAGUUCGUGAAACAGCGGCUCGAACAUCUGCAUUUCUUUCCUUCAGGGCAUUACGGCUGUCAGUUCUCCAUCUGCGUAACCACUCCAUCCAACAUGGCUUCCUCGAUGAAAAACUUUACCGAGCAGUGGUUACAAUUCUGGAGAUUUUCCUGAACAAGUGGAAAAUCUUCAAAGAGGAAGAACGGCAGCGAGAGGAAGAGGAAGGAAGUUUGUUCAAAUUCAAGAACAAAACACACGGCGUGAGUCUUAGUGACGAUGAGGAGAAUAAAAGAGCCAUAAGCAAGGCGUUCCCACGUUUUGAUGACGAUUUCAAGGAUGUUAUGGCUCCCCAGGAUUUGAACGAGAAUACUUUUGUCCCUCAGGAUGAAAAUGCUUCAUCUUCGUGUGUAGUUAAGUCGGAUGCUGAACUAUUUAUGGAGAACGUUCCUGAUUUCUCAGAAUUGAGGAGGCUGCAUGAAGAAACUUUUUGUCGGCUUCGACCUAGUCGAGAUUUCGCUUUACAUGAAGCAGACUGUUACCGACCAAAUGACUCCAUGGAGUCGCUGUAUUUGGAAGCCUUCAAGUGGGGUUACGAAACAGCGUCAGUGAUGAAUGCUCUUAUACCAUGGUCGCAUGCGGACAGGAAAACAUCUCGAUCACAUCUCUUGCAAAGUUCCUUUUUGAAGGGUCAGUUCCAGUCAGACAGGACAGUGAAGCAAGAAAUGCUAUACCAGAAAGGUUUGAGUGACAAAAAACCUUUUGAUAUCUACCAUGACUCAAACAUUCAAGAGGUUGUAAGAGUGAAACCAAUUCUUGCGGAUUUUGCUGCUCGUGUUCACGAGCUGUUAGCAGAAUGGCCUCGGCAUCCUGCUUUAAUGCAGCUUCUAGUUGUGAUAGAAAGGAUUUUGUCUUUCCCCGUGACCAGUCCAGUGAUGAAGAUUUUGACUGGCCUUGAGGUUUUACUAAGAAAAGCCCAGGACUGGGAAUCAAAUGCUGCAAAACAUGUCAGCCUAAGAGACCAUUUGGAUAAUGUGACGCAUCUGAUCAUUGAGUGGAGAAAAAUGGAGCUAAAUGUGGCAUUGUGGAAUCGUCGUCGAAUCAAUGCUUCGAAACCAGCUUUCAAUCACGCGCUCCUUUUCGCCUGUUCAAAAGAGACGGUAAAAGCGAAGUGUUGUGUUAAUUCUGCAAAGUCCAUGCUCUCGUUCUGCUUCAGGUGCUGGUCAACACUACUAGAUGUGACCACCUUAAAUUCAGCAGCAAAAGCCAGUCAAUGGUGGUUUCACAUUUAUAGUUCUUUGGUGCAGUUUAGGAUGACUGAAUAUGCGCAGGAACCUAGUGAGGGUUUUCCUGAUGGCAGUGAGAUAAUCGAACCUUUACAAAGAUUUAUCGAAAGCUCAACACUUGGAGAGUUUGCUUCCCGGUUACAAAUGCUGUUUGCAUUUUACAAACAAAUGUGCUACGAAGAGGCUAGCACUGGAGAAGUUAAAGUAUCAGAUGUGCUAUGGAACUUGUUCUGUUAUUACAAGCAAUUUAUUCCUUCUGUUGAACAAUCUCUGCAAGAAAUGAGGAAACCUAUUGAAAAAGAUCUGAAGGAUUUUGUGAAAAUUGCCAAGUGGAAUGACUCCAACUUCUGGGCUAUGAAACAAGCGGCGGACAAGUCUCAUCACACAUUGCACAAAUUUGUGCGCAGAUACGAGGCCUCUCUGAAUGAGCCAGUCUCCAAGACCUUGACAAAUGUGGAGAAAGCUCUUUCUCCUUCUGAAAAUAAAGAGAAUUACACAAAUGAAAGAAAAAAUGUGCAAGCGGAGUGGUUCAUAUCAUCAGAAGCAUUGAAGGCACACUGUAACAGAAGUCUUCAAUUUAUAUCAACGCACGAGAAAUGGAGAUUGUGUCUUCCAUCAAAUCAGAAUCGUCUUACAAAACUCUUUCAAAAAAUGAGACAGUUGUCACACCAGAUUAUUUGUCGACAAGAGUAUGAGCCACUAGUGACGUGCUUGGAUGACUUUACAGCUGAAGUCAUAACCACUUCAAAAGAGCUGCAAGCUUUGGAUGUGUCCAGUCAGCCAAAAGAGAAACAAACAGAGUUGAAGAAACAUAUUCAGCAACGGAAACGUAAAAGUUUGUCAGACCUGUUCAAGAUAUUGGCAUUACUUGGCGUGUCUUAUCGUAAGGGGCUCAAUCUCCAGCGCCAGUCCACGGGAAAAGAAGCCAUGUUGGUUGCUGCAGUUGAGGAAGAGGCUGUAACAAGAUCAGUCGAGCUGCUGUCUGACAGGUCACCUGACUUGCUACAUAAUGUGAGGCAGCUCUUGGAGGGUUGUUGUCGUUAUUACUAUAAGUCACUUGCCAGGUCUUCUGCCCUAACUGUAGCCAUGAUAACGCCGUCAAAGGAGCUCAGCGUUGGUGACAUCGAUCGUUGUAAAGGUUGUAGUAACCAUUUGCUUCAUGUUUGUUAUGAACAAAGACAGGUCAUCUCGCAGUUAUCGAGAAACAUUAGACGUACAAGUGUUGGCUUGAGGCAGUUGAGAGAAUCUGUCACAUCACCAGAUGAAGAUGCCAACAGCGGAAUCUCGAGUCUUCCACCUCAGAAGGACCUUGAGAAGCACACUAUUCAAGUGAUGGAUCUUCUCACUAACACGGCUCAUGUUCUACAGCAAAUGUCCAUAUUGCUGAAAUGUUGUCCCAAUGAAAAAACGCCACUUCACAAUUGGACUCCAUUGCCACAAGCAAUGCUUUCGUCUGUGGCAGUUUCGUCUGCAGAAGAUCCUGACAUUAAGGAGAUGAUUCAAACGUUGGAGAACACUGUGACGAGGUUGCACCAAGUGGCCAAUGAAGUCCGGCCCUAUGCUGCUCUAUCUGAUCACGUGUUGAACAAUACAAGCGGGAAUGACAGGACAGCAACCAUAGCAUCUUGGCUACAGAACAAAGUAACAAGGGAUGCUUUCUUCAAGCUGAAAGGAACAACAGACUUGAUUGAUGAAAUGUUGCCAAAGUUUAAAUCAAAGUGUUGUUCAGUUAGCAAAGGCCUUGGUGGCCCACUAGUCCGCCUCAAAGACGAGAUCUUAGAGAAAUUUAACGAUUUCCAUUCAUGGAGUACGGCUGUGUCUGGGAAGGGGGAGAUUCAGACACCCUGGAGUGAUGAAAACAUUGAUGACCAAGGAGUGGCGACUCUGAAUGCAUUUAUCAGCGAUGUGGACGCCCUGAACACCUCGCUUCUUCUGGCAGUUCAGCGUUUGGCUAAGGUAACAGAAAAUAGCACCCAAGAAAGAAACGAAGAAGGUGAAGGUAGCAAAAAGAACACAGCUGAUCAAGAUGGCAGUGAGAACUUACAGCUUCAAGAUGGACACUUGGCAACUCGUUUACAUCAGAACUUACUCAACGACAUCAGCAGGCUCAAAUUAAACGGCGUGACGAGGAGCAUUUCUUCACUUCUGUCCCAGGUCAAAAACAUGACUGAUUCCUCAUGGUCUUCUUCUAACAUGUCAGUUCAAUUUCCACUCAGUGGCUUUUGCGCUCAUUUACUGGAAGGCUCCAUCCCCCUACUCCAUCAAUACCUAAACCUCUCGCAAAAUCUUCUCAUCAAUUUACUGGAAGCUCACCGCGCAACCAGCAAACUGUCGUCUGUGUUGCUUAGUAUCUUCACCGAUCUCGGCACAAGAGGAUUCUGUGUGCCCCCGGAAAUAGAGGAGGGUGAAGGCGACGGGUCUACAGAGUUUGAAGACAUUGAAGGGGGAGGCAUUGGAGAAGGAGAGGGAAUGAAAGAUGUCAGUGACCAGAUAGAGAAUGAGGAUCAGCUUGAAGAUGCUAAGCAAGAAGGACGAGACCAAGAAAAGAAAGAAGACGACUCCCAACAACAAAUACCUGACGAAGAAAAUGGUAUUGAAAUGAGUGAGAACUUUGAGGGGGCUUUACAUGACCUGGAAGCUGGAAAGGAAGAGGACGAGGAGAACGAGGAAGGGAAUGGGGACGAGGAUGAUGUUGAUAAACAGAUGGGAGAGGUUGAUGGACAAGACACUGAAAAACUGGACGAGAAGAUCUGGGGAGACUCAGAUGACGAGGAGGAAAAAGAGGAACACGAGAUGAAAGAAGAGAAGGGAACAGGGGCUGAAGCCGAAUCUCAGUCACAAUUGGUCGCUAAGGUAGACAACAAAGGCUCUACAGAUGAAAGAAAAGAGCAAACAGAGGGACAACCUGAUGCUGAUGAAGAACAAAGUGACGAAAAUAUCAAUGAAGCCUUGCAAGGUGAAGAGGGAAACUUGAGUGACGAGGGGGAGGAUGAACAGGAAGGUACUGGACAGCAAGGUAAAGAAGAAGAGCCUGUUGAUGCAGAGGAAUCUUCUAAAUUAGAGCUGCCUGAUGAUCUGCAGCUUGACGAUGAAGGGAACGAAGGCGAAGGAGACCAACCAGAAGAAAUGGAAACUGAUGAAUUUGAAGGAGAUCAAAUUGACACCGAAGAAACUGGAGACAAAACAACGGCGCCAGAUGAUGAACAAAUGGAUACCGGCAACGAUGAAGAGGAAGGGGAAGAACUGGGUGAUGAAGAAGACGUGGAGGGGACUGAGGGUGAUAAGAAACAAGAUGUAGGAGAGGGUCCCGAGCAGGAUGAAGAUGCUAUUGAUGAGACUGACCAGGAGGACUGGAGGACAAAAACAGAUACUGAGCCUCAAGAAAAUGUCCAGGCUGUGGAGGAUUCUGGAGAAGGAGAUGGGAAUGGAGAACAAAGUGACGUUACUGCUGGCCAAUCUGAAUCGACAGAAGGUAAUGAGGAGCAUGGAGUGGGGCGAGCUGAGGCACUUGAUGACGGACACCUCGGAGAGUCAAGCCAAAGGAUCGCUCAAACCACAACAGAUGCCAGACAACAGUCUCGGCAAAGAAAGCAGAUGAACCUUGCCAGGUCUGACCGGGCACUGGGUUCCAUGGAUGAAACAACUCACAAGAGACUGAAGACUGUUGAUGAAACAGAGUUGGAGCCUGGAGCAGAGGUAAAUGAGACGAGAACUGAAGAUCUGUUCCAACAUAUGCGAAACGAUGAUCCAAGUUCACAUGACGCACAGACUCUUGACAGUGCAACCGCUGAUCAAGCCGAAACGCAAGAUAAAGCAAACUUUCCCGAGAUGCACAGUGACGGUGAAGAAGACGAAGGGGACUCAAAAACGGAAACAGCUUUGCUCUACGAUAACGAGGAACUUCCCACACCAGAUAAGUCCCAGCCGUCCCGACUUCCUCCACCAAUGAAACCCAAGCUGACAGCGGAUAAUGAAGAUGGAAACGAGGCGCGCGAAAGUGAGGCUGUCGAGGAAGCCAUGGAAACCAAUGAUGAUGAAGGAAUGACAGCUGAGCGUCUGCGCAGUACUUACCAUUCAUCCGACAUGGCACUGGCCUUUGGAAGAUUGGAUAUAUCAUCACUGGAUCCUGAGAAGGUGAGAGCUGAUCUGGAAUAUCAGUUAGCAGAAUGGAGCAGCAUGGACCGAGGCACGGCCGAGCAGCAGCAAAUGGCUCAAGAGGCCUGGCGCAAGUACGAGCUUCUCACGUCCAAUUUGUCUCAGGAUCUUUGCGAACAGUUGAGACUGGUCUUAGAACCGUCACUGGCCACCAAGCUUAAGGGCGAUUAUCGAUCAGGAAAACGGUUAAACAUGAGGAAAGUGAUCCCUUACAUUGCUAGUCAGUUCCGUAAGGACAAAAUCUGGCUGAGGAGGACGAAGCCGAGUAAGAGACAGUACCAGAUCAUGCUGGCUGUGGAUGACUCUUCCAGCAUGAAUGACAAUCGCUCUAAACAGCUGGCGUUUGAGUCGUUAGCUGUCAUCAGCAAUGCUUUAACCAGACUUGAAGCUGGGGAUUUGGGUGUUUGUAGUUUUGGGGAAACUGUCUGCCUCUUGCAUCCAUUCCACGAACCCUUCACAGAUAACUCAGGAGCUAGAAUUCUACAGCAGUUCACUUUUGAUCAGAAGAAAACCAAGAUAGCCGAACUUUUAAGUACGUGUACAAGUUUAAUGGUGGCGUCACAUUCACGGUUACAAGUGUCUCCCCGGAUGAGAAGAGAAACGAGCCAGUUAUUGCUAAUUGUGUCUGACGGGAGAGGAAUAUUUCUGGAGGGGAUGGAGACUGUUCAAAAGGCUGUACGACUAGCAAGGGAGACAGAUAUCUUCAUGGUAUUUGUAAUACUUGACAACCCAGCUAACAAAGACUCGGUUCUUGACAUCAGAGUACCGAUUUUCCGUCCAGGAAAGUUACCCGAGAUCAAAUCCUACAUGGAACAAUUUCCUUUUCCAUUUUACAUCAUUCUAAGGGAUAUCAACGCAUUACCAGUGACCUUAAGUGACGCGCUGAGGCAAUGGUUUGAACUUGUGUCUAGUUUUGAUUGACAGCAAGGAGCGCUAAGCACUCUGCGAGACAGGCACAGGGGUAGAAAAGAAGGCUCUUCCAAAUGUGCUGGGGAAACAACAGUCGGACUAGAGAGAUGAACAGAAGGAUCGAGUCACGAAUACGAGACUAAGGCAGUGAUCCUCGGUAAAGUUGCAUUUCUUAGAAACAAACCUUGACAGCAACCCCUGACAAGGUUUGCUAUUUGAGAUGUUCGUGGACCAAAUGAGCAGAGCUUCGUAAACGAUGGGAAGUUUGUGAGGUUCUUGAAGAUUGAAGUAAUGAAAUGUUAAAGCUGUCUUUACCCAAAUUCGAUUUAAGAACAAAGAACAAUUUGAGUCAAAUAUUUUUUGCAGAUUAUACGGCUGAUAAAUUGUUAAGAACGAAGCUACAAGGUUACUGAAAUAUCUCGUUUAUCCUGUCUUCAGAGAAAGAAACUCACUGUUCACUUGGUAUUUGUCUUUCAUCAGGGAAAAGGUUGACCUUGAAA
Messenger RNA from Pocillopora damicornis (cauliflower coral), 17279 nucleotides. RefSeq names its product midasin. Gene Ontology annotation, molecular function: ATP hydrolysis activity; ATP binding. Gene Ontology annotation, cellular component: nucleus; preribosome, large subunit precursor. Lineage: Eukaryota; Metazoa; Cnidaria; Anthozoa; Scleractinia; Pocilloporidae. The record is from RefSeq and is a predicted model, not a curated record. Gene Ontology annotation, biological process: ribosomal large subunit export from nucleus; ribosomal large subunit assembly.